AGCUGCGAUACGUCGAGCGCUCAACAUCCGAGGACUUUGGCCCAGAGUAACCCUUCUCGCGUGACCUUUCCCUUCUAUUCCGCACCUCCCGCGGCCCGUCGGGAGAGCGCUCGGCGGUUGGGCGCUCGCUAGGCAGCUGCCCCCGCCUCUCUCUACACCCGACUCUCCCCCUUCAGUCCCUCCGUGUUCGUCGUCAUGGCGGCUUUCAGCAAGUCCAUCCCUCAUAACUGCUAUGAGAUCGGCCACACUUGGCACCCUUCCUGCGGGGUCUCCUUCCUGCAGAUCACGCGGGGCGCCCUGGAGGAGUCCCUGAAGAUCUAUGCCCCUCUGUACUUGAUUGCUGCAAUUCUCCGGAAACGAAAAUUAGACUAUUAUUUACACAAACUGCUUCCUGAGAUCCUACAGUCUGCUUCAUUUCUGACUGCUAAUGGGGCCUUGUAUAUAGCUUUCUUUUGCCUUUUAAGGAAGAUACUUGGAAAAUUCUAUUCAUGGAGCCCUGGUUUUGGUGCCGCUUUGCCAGCAUCUUAUGUGGCCAUCCUAAUUGAAAGAAAAAGCAGGAGAGGGCUUCUCACAAUUUAUAUGGCCAACUUGGUCCUUUUGUUCUGCAUCACAGCUGCCAUGUACAUGUUCUUUUUCAGGUGCAAAGAUGGUUUGAAAGGAUUUACGUUCUCUGCACUGAGAUUCAUUGUAGGGAAGGAAGAAAUUCCCAUACACUCUUAUUCACCAGAGGCCGCAUAUGCAAAAGUGGAACAAAAGAGUGAGAAACAGGAGGCAAAACCAAAAAGAAAGAAUAUAAUUGCUCUAGUGAAGAAACUUGUGGAUUCAGUAUGCAAACAUGGACCAAGGCAUAGAUGUUGCAAACACUAUGAAGAUAAUUGUAUUUCUUACUGCAUUAAAGGCUUCAUCAGAAUGUUCAGCGUCGGGUACUUGAUCCAGUGCUGUCUCCGAAUCCCGUCUGCAUUUAGGCAUCUGUUUACAAAGCCCUCCCGAUUAUUUUCUCUCUUCUAUAAUAAGGAAAACUUCCAGCUUGGAGCUUUUCUUGGGUCUUUUGUUAGUAUAUACAAGGGCACGAGUUGCUUCCUACGUUGGAUCAGAAACCUGGAUGAUGAACUGCAUGCUAUUGUAGCUGGAUUUUUGGCAGGUAUAUCAAUGAUGUUUUAUAAAAGCACAACAAUUUCCAUGUAUUUAGCUUCUAAAUUGGUAGAGACAAUGUAUUUCAAAGGCAUUGAAGCAGGGAAAGUUCCUUAUUUUCCUCAUGCAGACACUAUCAUCUAUUCCAUCUCUACAGCAAUUUGUUUCCAGGCAGCUGUCAUGGAAGUUCAGACUUUGCGACCAUCUUACUGGAAGUUCCUUUUAAGACUCACUAAGGGCAAAUUUGCUGUCAUGAAUAGAAAGGUUCUUGAUGUUUUUGGUACUGAUGCUUCCAAAUAUUUUCAGGAUUUCAUCCCAAAGUUGGAUCCAAGAUAUACGAUUGUAACACCAGAGUUACCCGCAGAAUUUUCUUGAAGAUGACUUUAAUUUAUUAAUGUGACU
Molecule: messenger RNA, 1533 nt
Organism: Elephantulus edwardii (Cape elephant shrew)
Lineage: Eukaryota; Metazoa; Chordata; Mammalia; Macroscelidea; Macroscelididae
Gene: TMEM135
Product: transmembrane protein 135
Exons: 14
Coding region: 196-1506 (436 amino acids)
Source: RefSeq, a predicted model, not a curated record